CAUCCAAAUUCAUGGGAAGGGCUGUGGUGAAUUUCUGGAACUUGAAUAGGAAGUUGCUUUUCUAAACAGCUUGACACUGAGGGGAGGCAGCAAGACUAUAAGAAGUCUGGGUUGGGCAGACGGCCGAGAGGAAGCUGAGGCGCAGAGGAGAUGAUGUCAUGCUCAGGAGGGAAGUCAGGGAUGGAGAUGCUGCCUGGGGGCCAUUUGGCACACAGAUGACCAGAAGAAGACCUCAGGAAAGCAGAUGAGUGAUAAGAGAAUUGGGUCAUGGAGGCAGGACCCCAGGGUACUCUCUAUUGCUACAAGUGCAAGCAGAGGGUUGAGAUAGAUUCAGAGGAAGACUUAUCAAAAUCGCUCAAGAUGUCAAAUAAGAGUCAAAAGAAGAACCAAAGGAAGCAUUUUAAAUAAAAGGAAGUAUUCAGUAGUAUUUAUUGCUGCAGAAAGGUCAAGGAAGAUAAGAAGGGAGAGUGUUCACUGGGUUUGGUAAUUAGGAUUUCAGUGGUAAAGUUAGCAAGAGCAGUUUAGUGGGCUGGUGGUUGGAGGAGGCUGGAGAUAAAGGGAAACAAGGAAGUUAAAGAACCUGAACCAAAGGGGAAGGAGAGAAAUCAGUAUGGGGGCAGAAGACAAACAGUCCAGGGAGAGACAUUGUCAAUUCUGCCUCUGAAAGCGCAAAGCUAUGGUCUACAACAUAGGAGGAAAGAAUCACUUUCCAUGUCUACUGGAGAAGAAAUCCAGUGCUCGUUCAAAGGCCAGGUGCCUAAAAGCCAUCUUGAACUGGAAAUUUCAGAGAGUGAUCUUCAGAACUGUCCAACUCCUUUGCUUCAGUGCCCUGAUCUUUGAAUUAAUAAAGCAGAAAGAAGUGGCAGCAUGGACCUAUAAUUACAGCAUGAAAGCAUAUUCAUGGAACUAUUCCCGGGUAUUCUGCCAGAAGUACUACACGGAUUUAGUGGCCAUCCAGAAUAAAAAAGAAAUUGCUUACCUCAAUGAUGUCAUACCUUACUACAGCUCUUACUACUGGAUUGGGAUCCGGAAGAUCAAUGAUAAAUGGACCUGGGUGGGAACCAAAAAGCCUCUCACCGAAGAGGCUGAGAACUGGGCUGACAAUGAGCCCAACAACAAGAAGAACAACCAGGACUGUGUGGAGAUCUACAUCAAGAGUGUGUCAGCCCCUGGCAAGUGGAAUGAUGAGCCCUGCGGGAAAAGGAAGCGGGCACUAUGCUAUACAGCCUCCUGCCAGGACACGUCCUGUAGCAAGCAAGGAGAGUGCAUUGAGACCAUCGGGAACCACACCUGCUCCUGCUUCCCUGGAUUCUAUGGACCAGAAUGUGAAUAUGUCAGAGAGUGUGGGGGUUUUGAUCUCCCUCAGCAUAUACUCAUGAACUGCAGCCACCCUCUGGGAAACUUCUCUUUCAAUUCAGAGUGCAGUUUCCACUGCUCUGAAGGGUACGAAUUGAAUGGACCCAGCAAGCUGGAAUGCUUGGCUUCUGGAACCUGGACGAAUGAGCCACCACAAUGUAUAGCUGUCCAGUGCCCACCCCUGAGGACUCCUGAGCGAGGAAGCAUGACGUGUCUGCACUCUGCCGAAGCAUUCCAGUACGGGUCCAGCUGCCGCUUUAGCUGUGAAGAGGGAUUUGCAUUAGUUGGGUCAGAGGUGGUGGAGUGCACGGCCUCGGGGGUGUGGACAGCCGCGGCCCCAGUGUGUGAAGCUGUGCAGUGUCCGCUCCUGGAAGCCCCUGGCAAGGGAUCCAUGGACUGUGUUCAUCCCCUCGCUGCGUUUGCUUAUGGCUCCAGCUGCAAAUUUGAAUGCGCACCUGGCUAUCAAGUGAGGGGCUGGGCCUCAAUCCGCUGCACUGGCUCUGGCCAAUGGACCGCACCCUCACCAGCCUGUGAGGCCAUUGCCUGUGGGCCACUGGAGAGUCCUGUUCAUGGAAGCAUGGAUUGUUCCCCAUCCUCGAGAGCAUUUCAGGACAACACCAGCUGUAGCUUCCAUUGUGCUGAGGGUUUCAGGCUGGAAGGAGCUAACCUAGUCCAGUGUACUGACUUGGGACGGUGGACAGCGCCAGCCCCGGUGUGUCAAGCUCUGCAAUGCCAUGAUCUUCCGGCUCCAAACAAGGCCCAGGUGAACUGCUCUCACCCAUUUGGGGCCUUUAGGUACCAAUCAACCUGCAGCUUCACCUGCAAUGAAGGCUUACACCUGGUGGGAGCAAGCAUGCUGCAAUGCUUGGGUACCGGCAACUGGAGCGCUCCUCCUCCGGAGUGCCAAGCCAUUGCCUGCACACCUCUGCUAAGCCCUCGGAAUGGAACAAUGACCUGUGUCCAGCCUCUUGGAAACUCCAGUUAUAGGUCCACAUGCCAGUUCGCCUGUGAUGAAGGAUUAUCUUUAUCUGGACCACAAAUAUUGGAUUGUACUCCAUCUGGACAUUGGACAGGUUCCCCACCAAUAUGUGAAGCCAUCCAGUGCCCAGAAUUAUUUGCUCCAGAGUGGGGAAGCCUGGCUUGUUCUGACACUCAUAAGGAAUUCAGGGUUGGCUCCACCUGUCAUUUCUCCUGUAACAAGGGCUUUAAGCUGGAGGGACCCAAUAAUGUUGAAUGCACAGCUUCUGGAAAAUGGACAGCACCUCCACCAACCUGUGAAGCAGGCAUAGUAUCAGCUCGUACUUCAGAGGUUCGAUGCCCAGCCCUCAUCACUCCAGAGCAAGGAACAGUGUCCUGUAGGCAUCAUCUGGGAACCUUUGGUUUGAAUACCACUUGUUACUUUGAAUGCAAAGUUGGAUUCACACUCAUGGGAGACAGUGCUCUCAGAUGCAGACCUUCAGGACAAUGGACAGCAGGAACCCCGGCAUGCAGAGCGGUCAAAUGCUCUGAGCUGCAUGUUAUUGAGCCAGGUAUGAUGAACUGCUCCAACCCCUGGGGAAAUUUCAGCUAUGGAUCAACCUGUAGCUUCCAUUGUCCAGAGGGCCAGUUACUUAAUGGUUCAGCAAGAACAGCAUGCCAAGAGAACGGCCAGUGGUCAACUCCCAUGCCAGCCUGCCAAGGGCCGUUGACAAUCCAGCAAGCCCUGACUUACUUUGGUGGAGCAGUGGCUUCUACAAUAGGUUUGGUGACGUGUGGGACAUUGCUGGCUCUGCUAAGAAAGCGCUUCAGACAAAAAGAUGAUGGGGAAAGCCCCUUGAACCCUCAAAGCCACCUAGGAACAUACGGAGUUUUUACAAAUGCUGCAUUUGACCCGAGCCCUUAAGAAACCUGUCCUGCUGGUCUCCUCACUCAACCUCCAUGGGAUCCUAUUUUUGAACAUCAGCCUUCCUGCCAGACUUGACUUCUACUGUAGCAUAUUUGCUGCAGUUUUCUGGAAAUACUUGUUAAAAAAGGACAUGGGGUUUCCUGUAGAUUAGUUCUGAAUGAGAGCAGAAAGAUUGUGUCACAAGCCCAAACUCUCCACCCACAACCCCUUCCUGCUCCACCUCUUCCUUAAGCCUCAGAAGCCAGGACUGAAUGUCUGCAGUGGUCUGUGGGCUUUGCCCAGCUGUCCCUUCUUGAAAGACUAAUUAAGCAGAGACUGAAGCAUCUGACUUACCAGAAGACCAGACUGUGGAAAAAUAAAAAUGUUUCUUUAUUUUUGGAUUGGAGGAAGGCAUACUCUACUUUGUUGGAAGGCAGGUGGUGUCUGUGACUUGAGGGAAUUUCUGUAAGAUCUUCCCGGGUCUCCAGUGCUUGCUGUCUAUGAAGCCUAUUAUACCCUCGGCUGCAAGGCCUCCAGAGAGGCCUCUGGAUGGCACCAGAGAGUGCAGAAGACCAAGAAUCAAGAUAGGAAGGCACAUGUCACCUUCCCUCCACUGGUCACUCUCCCCAAAAGAACCUCAAGACCAAAAUUCAAAUGUGCAAUUAAAAAGAUUCUUCCCAAAUGCCAUGCUCUAUUAUUUGAUGUUUUGUUCAAUAAGAU
Messenger RNA from Zalophus californianus (California sea lion), 3940 nucleotides. RefSeq names its product selectin P (gene SELP). Gene Ontology annotation, cellular component: membrane; external side of plasma membrane. The transcript is spliced from 19 exons. The coding region runs from base 677 to 3238 and encodes 853 amino acids. The record is from RefSeq and is a predicted model, not a curated record. Gene Ontology annotation, biological process: leukocyte tethering or rolling; response to cytokine; heterophilic cell-cell adhesion. Gene Ontology annotation, molecular function: oligosaccharide binding; sialic acid binding. NCBI's taxonomy places the organism in Eukaryota, Metazoa, Chordata, Mammalia, Carnivora, Otariidae.